Messenger RNA from Drosophila kikkawai, 2873 nucleotides. RefSeq names its product transmembrane 9 superfamily protein member 2 (gene TM9SF2). The record is from RefSeq and is a predicted model, not a curated record. NCBI's taxonomy places the organism in Eukaryota, Metazoa, Arthropoda, Insecta, Diptera, Drosophilidae. Gene Ontology annotation, biological process: protein localization to membrane. Gene Ontology annotation, cellular component: membrane.
AGCCCUGUCAGCUGGACUAGGUGACAACACUGUCACAGGCAGUGCUGACGUUCGGCCAAAAAAAUAGGAGAAACGUAGUAAAAACACUCGAAAAACAGAGUAUUUCGACUAAUUAACUUCAGGAUCUCUUUGCAAGCGGUUCGGCAUCCGAGUGCUAGUCAGGAGAGUUAGUGGGACAGCUAGGGACAGCUGGCGCAACCCACGUUCCAGUUACAGCCGCUGAAAGGGCGACAGAUAUAUCGGAUCAACUUGGGAAUAUUUGCCUCAAUUUCAAGAUGUUCCCAAUCCUCGGCUUCGUUACGCUACUGCAGAUCCUUCUGCCCCUCUUGGGACCGGCGGAGGCCUUUUACCUGCCCGGAUUGGCGCCGGUUAACUUCUGCAAAAAGGGCGAGGGCACCCCCACAUGCAAGUCGGAUGUUGUGCUGUACGUUAACCGGCUGAACACGGAGGAAUCGAUCAUACCCUAUGAGUACCAUCAUUUCGAUUUCUGUUUGGGUAAGGAGGAAAACUCUCCGGUGGAGAAUCUGGGCCAGGUUGUGUUUGGCGAGCGUAUUCGUCCCGGACCCUACAGUAUCACUUUCCUGGAGAAUCAGCCAUGUGCUGUGGCCUGUACCAAGGAAUACAAGGGUGGCGAUGCCAUUUCUAACCGCCUGAUGAUGGUCUUGAAGAAGGGCAUUAGCUUGAACUAUCAGCAUCAUUGGAUUGUGGACAAUAUGCCCGUGACCUGGUGUUAUCCACUGGAGAAUGGAAAGCAGUACUGUGGCACUGGAUUCCCGAUGGGCUGCCUCGUUCGACCUGAUGGCGAGGGUUGCCCAAUUAACUCGAUUUACAACCAGCCCAUGCAUUACUAUCCCUUCAAUCAUGUGGACCUGGAGAUGACCUAUCACAGCGGACAGUCGGAGGAUUGGGGAAUUGGAUUCGGCAACAGUGGACGGAUUAUCUCAGUGAAGGUUACUCCCAAAUCGAUUAAGCAUACAGAUCCCAAGAAUCCCAACUGCCUGAGCACUGAACCAUUGGCCAUUAGCGAGAACUCCCUGAAGCCUGGAGAACAGCUGCGUAUUAUUUACACGUACAGUGUCAAGUUCGUAAAAAACGACUCAAUUAAGUGGUCCUCCCGUUGGGACUACAUCUUGGAAUCAAUGCCGCACACGAAUAUCCAAUGGUUCUCCAUUCUCAACUCGCUGGUGAUUGUGCUCUUCUUGAGCGGCAUGGUAGCCAUGAUAAUGCUUCGCACUUUGCACAAGGACAUUGCCCGCUAUAAUCAGAUGGAUAGCGGCGAGGAUGCCCAAGAGGAGUUUGGCUGGAAGCUGGUCCAUGGCGAUGUCUUCCGGCCGCCGCGCAAGGGAAUGCUGCUGUCCAUUUUCCUGGGAUCCGGUGUACAGGUGUUGGUUAUGGCCAUGGUCACCUUGGCCUUUGCCUGCUUGGGCUUCCUGUCGCCAGCAAAUCGAGGCGCUCUGAUGACCUGCUCGAUGGUCUUGUUCGUCUCAUUGGGCACUCCGGCUGGCUAUGUGUCAGCGCGCAUCUAUAAGAGUUUCGGCGGACUUAAGUGGAAGAGUAAUGUAAUCCUCACCUCGAUCGUGUGUCCAGGAGUGGUCUUCUCUUUGUUCUUUGUGAUGAACCUGGUGCUGUGGGGCGAGAAUAGCUCGGGAGCUGUGCCAUUUAGCACACUGAUCGCUUUGCUGGCCCUGUGGUUUGGCGUCUCGGUGCCUUUGACCUUUGUUGGCGCCUACUUUGGAUUCCGCAAGCGCGCCCUGGAGCAUCCGGUGCGCACCAAUCAGAUUCCACGACAGAUUCCCGACCAAUCGAUCUACACACAACCGAUUCCCGGCAUCGUGAUGGGCGGCGUUCUGCCGUUUGGCUGCAUUUUCAUUCAGCUGUUCUUCAUUCUUAGCUCGCUGUGGUCAAAUCAGAUGUAUUACAUGUUUGGCUUUUUGUUCCUGGUCUUUUUGAUCCUGGUUAUCACGUGCUCGGAGACAACGAUCCUGCUGUGCUACUUCCACCUGUGUGCGGAGGACUAUCACUGGUGGUGGCGCUCCUUCCUAACGUCCGGCUUCACCGCUGUCUACUUGUUCAUCUACUGCUGCCAUUACUUUGUGACAAAGCUCUCGAUCAAGGACAGCGCCUCGACGUUCCUGUACUUUGGCUACACCGCCAUUAUGGUGUUCCUCUUCUUCUUGCUGACCGGCACCAUCGGGUUCUUUGCGUGCUUCUGGUUCAUUCGCAAGAUCUACAGCGUAGUCAAGGUGGACUAAAUGAAAUAAAGAGGCAAAAGGAAGGAGAAGCAGGAGAACGAGCUCUGUGCGAAUGUAUUUUUGUAUGUGUAGCCACAAAUUUACACUUAAGCCUAAUGUGUGUGUGUGUGAUUUCUGCGCUGUGCGCCACCCGGCACAGGCAGUUUUCUGUUUAAUAUAAUUACGAAUUGAUAUAUGUGUACAAUAACAUAUACCUUGUAUCAGGCAUAAAAACCGUGGAUGAAAUGUAAUGAAGCGCGCAAUAAUCUUUAAGCAGUUACCAGCAGACGGCUAAGGUGGAGUCGAAGAUAUAUAUCUUUUGUAUAGUUCAGAGCGUUCUGUUAAUCUUUAGGCAUAAAGUUUAGCAAUGUCCAUUUCCCCCACUUCUAUAAACGAUUCCAAGAAAAAUAAAAAAUAAAAAAAAAGAAAUGCUAAGAAACACAGAAAAAGUACUGAGCCCAAGUAAAACCGAAGUACUUUAAACACCGUUCUCUAUUUGUAAUAAUCAAAGCCUAUCAACUGUAAUUAGUGGCUCGAGCAGGAUUGAUGAAUUCUAUUGUAAUAUUUUAAAUACUUUAGUUUAAACUAUUUAAAUCUAACAACUUGCGACUAAAAAAUAAACAAAAAAUACAAAUUAUAAAA